GGCGCCAGCUAAGAGCGAGCGGACUGCGGAACGCACCACAGCCAUAUGCUGCUUACACACAGCUCGUUGGUUCAGUUUUACUAAACAAUGCCUUGUGUGAUACUCUACUAACUCUUGCAUCCGAAGAGAUCUGUGGAGAGAAGUAAUAUUUUGAGAGCAUCAUAACAAAGCUCUCUCCACUCAAGAGACACACACGCGUGGAUAUCAUGCCAAGCAAGAAAGUGACACAAACAGAGCAGAUUAGCACUACAGAUGCAGCUUCUAAAGCCGUUUCAGCACGCUCCAGGAAGAGGAAAGCAGAUGUGGCUAUUCACUUACAAGAUCCAGAUGAGGCGGUUGCAGAGAUGACCAGAAAGAAACCAUGUGCAUCCCAGGCCUGCUGGAAUCCUGACACGGGUUACACAAGCCCAUGCAGGCGGAUCCCCACACCUGAUGAAGUCGAGGAACCGGUUGCUGUUGGCAGCGUGGGAUUCGCACAGUACACCUCUGAAAAAAUGUUUGUCACCCCCACACGCUCUACCCCCCUGCCUGCCCUCUGCUGGGCGAGCAAAGAUGACGUGUGGAACAACCUGCUUAAAAAGGACAAAAUCUACCUGCGAGAUAUGCGUGUUAUGCAGAGGCAUCCGAAUCUCCAACCCAAAAUGAGAGAAAUUCUGUUGGAUUGGCUGAUGGAGGUUUGUGAGGUGUAUAAAUUGCACAGAGAAACAUUUCACUUGGGACAGGAUUACUUUGAUCGAUUUAUGUCCACACAAGAGAAUGUUCUUAAAAUGACACUACAGCUCAUUGGCAUCUCUUGCCUCUUCAUUGCUGCCAAAAUGGAGGAAAUUUACCCUCCUAAAGUGCACCAGUUUGCUUAUGUUACUGAUGGAGCCUGCUUGGAGGAUGACAUUCUUAAUAUGGAGAUUAUCAUCAUGAAGGAGUUGAAUUGGAGUUUGAGUCCUUUAACUCCGGUGGCUUGGCUCAACAUCUACAUGCAGAUGGCUUAUCUGAAGGAGGAUGCUGAAGUUCUCAUGGCCCAGUAUCCACAGGCCACGUUCGUACAGAUCGCAGAGCUUUUGGAUCUGUGUAUACUAGAUGUAAAGAGUCUGGAGUUUUCUUAUGGCCUCCUUGCAGCUUCCGCACUCUUUCACUUCUCAUCUCUGGAACUAGUGAUAAAAGUUUCAGGGCUGAAGUGGUGCGAUUUGGGUGAGUGCGUAAAAUGGAUGGUCCCUUUCGCCAUGUCAAUCCGUGAAGCGGGCAGCUCAACUCUGAAGACAUUCAAAGGAAUAGAAGCAGAUGACAUGCACAAUAUCCAGACCCACGUAUCUUAUUUGGAUUUGCUGCAAAGGGUUCACUCCUAUCAACUAGUGGACAUUGAGAGCAGUCAGAGGUCUCCAGUUCCAUCUGGAGUUCUCACUCCACCACCCAGCAGUGAGAAGCCAGAGAGCACAGUCUCCUGACUUCCAUUCAUGUAUGGAAUAGGGGACAACCCUGACUGAUGAAUUUAAAUAAGAAAAACGCAACAAAAUGGUGGUAUUGCAGGACACACCCGACAUCAAUUCUCAUGGAUCGGCAUAGGAUUCACAACCAAAAAUAUAUUGCGAUUCUUUUAUGCGACAUUGAUUUUAAUGAUCCAAAGGUUUGGUGUUUUUAUUUUUGUUAGUUUUACAAAUGUAUACUACCUGCCAAAAUCUCAGAGCUGUUAUUGGCUCUGAUUGCUGCUAAAAGAGGGUGGGACUGGAGCAGAUGGAAAGAUGACCACUGAGAUCCCCACACAAAUAUGAGCAUGGGGUUUCUGUGGCUCAGGUUGCCAUUUGGACCAGCAAAAUCCUGACAGGUUGUCAUGGGGACUGGAGUCUCCACUGCCAGAAAGGACCAGCGAAAUCACCAGCUUCAGAAGCUAGGACUCAGAUUUUUUAUAUUUAAGAUUUUUCUCUGGUUGACUGUUUUAACCAAAUCGGAUCAUUCCCUUUUAAUAGGUUUGUUUUUAAACAUGAUGCUGCUACAUUUCUCUAUAUCAUAUGUCUAAAUAAAGCAACUGUCUCAGACAGUUUU
This is a messenger RNA of Triplophysa rosa, 2034 nucleotides long. It is a transcript of the gene ccne1, whose product is annotated as cyclin E1. Gene Ontology annotation, molecular function: cyclin-dependent protein serine/threonine kinase regulator activity. The coding region runs from base 207 to 1439 and encodes 410 amino acids. The record is from RefSeq and is a predicted model, not a curated record. Gene Ontology annotation, biological process: G1/S transition of mitotic cell cycle; regulation of cyclin-dependent protein serine/threonine kinase activity. The transcript has 12 exons. Gene Ontology annotation, cellular component: cytoplasm; centrosome; nucleus. NCBI's taxonomy places the organism in Eukaryota, Metazoa, Chordata, Actinopteri, Cypriniformes, Nemacheilidae.